Messenger RNA from Penaeus chinensis, 7265 nucleotides. RefSeq names its product sodium- and chloride-dependent glycine transporter 2-like. Gene Ontology annotation, molecular function: L-amino acid transmembrane transporter activity. Lineage: Eukaryota; Metazoa; Arthropoda; Malacostraca; Decapoda; Penaeidae. The record is from RefSeq and is a predicted model, not a curated record. The transcript has 19 exons. The coding region runs from base 376 to 3723 and encodes 1115 amino acids. Gene Ontology annotation, cellular component: membrane. Gene Ontology annotation, biological process: sodium ion transmembrane transport.
UCUGACACGAUCGCGUAAGGGUGGUGUGUAUGCUCUCGCUGCGGAUUUAUUGUGACGAACCCAUGCUCCUGUGAAUUUCUCCAGCGAUUUUAGUUUGGGGAAGUGAUUUGCAGUGUUUGCUAUAUUAAAGACGAAAAUAGAAAAGAACUUGCUUGUGUUCAGUAAAGAAAAGCCAUAAAAAGUGUACGCGAGAAAAAAUAUCGACAGAAAUAAUCAAAAGUUCAGGAAAGGAGGCCAAACGUUCAUCCUUCCCCCAAAGGAUGCUUCGCCUCCCUCGCCUGAGGUGAAUCCUGCGCCCGAGACGCGCGUGAAGGACCCGCUAUGUGCCGGGGAGAGCGAGCGCCAGCCCAGGAUCGCCCUUAAGGAACCACCAGGAUGCGGUGGCGCAAGACACAAGGAUUCGACCUGGCCGACGACGGGCGUGACCCCGUGGGCGUGGUGAGCGUCCACGGCGAUGAGCUCCCCCUGGUGUCGUCGCCCCACCCCCGCCUGGCUUCUCCAACGCAGCCCUCCUCCUCCUCGCCAGCGUCCCCAGGCUCCCUCCCCUCCACCCCGCUGACGGCCGUGUCCACGACCACGAUGGAUGAAGUCCCCAGCCCGCAGGCCUCCGGCUUUUCUCCCCGAAGGGACCCCAGCAGGACGUCGAUGCCCCCCGUGAGUCCAUCAGCGUCUGUGUCUGACAUGGCGCUGCCCCUGAACGGGCAGUCACGGCCCGUGUCCGCGCCCCACGCCGCCAGCUCGCAUUCCACUACGAUCCAGGUCGUGUCUAGUCCUCAGUCCCGCGUCGCCAGCCCUCGCCACUCGCUCGCCAGUCAGCAGUCCCAGGCGAACAGCUCCCAGCAUUCGCUCGCCAGCUUCCAGUCAAGAACUACUAGUCCUCAGCGCACGCCAGUCAGCCCCUCGGCGAACGCCAGUCCCCAGCGGACUUCCCUCGGCUCGCACUCCCUUUCCCUCAGCCCUGAGCGGGGGCCGUCCAGUCAGCCGGUCAGCCCCCAGCGCGUGAUCGUUAGCCCCCAGCUACCGCCAGUCAGUCCUGCAGGCGUCACUGUGGUACAGGGGUCACGGCCGACCUCCGUCGUGAGUGUGUCGGGGGCGCCGCUCCCCCUGCGGAACUCGGUGCACUCUGCGCCUGGCACACCCUCGCCCACAGCAGAGCAAGAGAGCAAGGGCGUCGUGGUCGUUGUCGGAGGCCCAAGCCAGAGCGAGCUGAACCAGCGGGACGCGAGUCACCACGACCUGAGCCAACAGAGCCUGAGUCAGCACGACCUUCAGACCAGCUUACUGGACGAAGUCGUCCACUUCAGGUCGUCGAUCUAUCCUCCACGGGGUCCAGGCACGGGGACGACCUCCUCCACCUCGACAACCUCGACGACCACCACCAUCCCCGUGAGCGACUUCACUUCCCCCCUCCCCCCUCGAGCCGUGGAGCGGGACGAAGUGGCGGCGCCGUCACCGUCGCAGCAGAAGCGGAAGACUAGCACGACGCCGCGGAAGUCCGCCUCCAAGGGCAGCGGCGACGCCAAACGCGCCACGCACGAGAAGAGCAAGUCCGUGACAAUCGUCGUGAACGACCAGCACGUCACGUACUCCAACACGGCCAGCACGUACACGACCACGGCGGCAGGCGGGCACCGUCACAACGGCAGCCUGACGAACGGCGACCUCGGGGGCCUCCACGCGCCCAACGGCGAGGUGGUGGCGGUGAACGGGCACGCGCUCACCAAGGGCGACCUCGGCGGCGACUCCACCAGGCCGUCCUCCGCCGCCUCGACGGCGGGGGGCACCAAGGUCGAUCCGGACAUUCAGUACCUGAGCGGGGAGACGGGCGGCGGCGUGGGCGGCGAGGAGUGCGGCGAGGCGUGGAGCAGUGUGGUCUCGGGCGUGUGCGGCGUGGCCGUGGUCGUCGGCGCCGCCUCCGUGCUCCGGCUGCCGCGCCUGCUCUACCAACACGGCGCAGGGAGUUUCCUGGCCGCUUGGUGCGCAGCGCUACUGCUGGUGGCCUCGCCGCUGGCCUACCUGGAGGCCGGCCUCUCGCAGUUCAGCAGCUCGUCGGCGCUGGCGGUGUGGCGCCUCAUCCCCAUCGCCCGAGGUGUUGGCUGGUCGACGGUGGUGGUGUGCUUCUACUGGGCAGUGGUCGUGCUGGGAUACCUGGCGCCCGCCCUGCACUAUGUCUUGCUGGGGAUUCAGCCGGAGAUCCUGGAGGAUGUGGUGUCGCCACACUGCAGUGAGAGCACCCAAAAUUCCAGUAGUGGGGACUGGGCUGUGGAUUAUUAUAGACUGUGUGUGUAUGACCUGCCAGAAUCCUGGCUUAGCGACCUGACUCUGGAUCUGACUUGGCCCUUGCCGGUUGCCGUUGGUGCUGCAGCCCUCAUGUCGGCAAUUAUAGCUGCGUGUGCUCCUCGUGGUUUGGCAGCACUGACAGGUGUUACAUCAAUCCUGGCAGUACUUGGCUCAUCCUUGCAGCUGGGAGUAGGCCUCACAGAGGUUCUGAGUCGAGACUUCAUGGCAUUAUGGGAGCAGGCAGAGCCCUUUCUCAUGCCUCAGGUGGAUGUCCUCCUGCAGCCUCGGGUUUGGUGUGCUGCAUUAGCACAUGUUUUGCUUUCUCUUGGCCUGGGCAUUGGUUUGCUCAUGAACUUCUCAGCCAGAGGCGCUUUCCGGUUUACUUUGAGACGGCACUUAUGGGGAUUGGUGAUAUUGUUAGCAGUGGUAACAGCUCUGGUAUCAGCAGUGACAGUGAUCCAGCUUACUCUGCUAGCAGAUGACCGUGGGCUGGAGCCAGGGCAAGCUCUGGAAGUCAUCAGUAACAGGACACUCUAUGAAGAGGAAGCUGAGGUGGAAACUAUGGAAGGGGUUGGAAUGGCAGUGGGCACAGCAAUGGUAACAGCCUCCCAUCUACUGAAUGUGUUUCCUUUCCCCUUCACGUGGCUGCAGCAAGGGGUCUCCACCAUUGUCUUCCUUGGAUUGUGGUGUAGUGGAGUUACAACUGUCACAGUCUGUAUUCAUGCACUGAUAGCAGCCAUGCGAGAUGCUUGUGACUGUCUGCCAAGUGCUGUCAUAGCCUUCUUGAUAGCACCUGUUGUUGUAGCAGGUGCAUUGCCCACCUCUUUCAAGAGUGGAUCUGCCAUAGUAAGCUUAUUGGAUGUCGAUGUACUGACUAAGGUUGUGUUGUGGCCACCUCUUACUUUGACACUUGCAGUCACAGCUGUGUAUGGUAUACACAAAGUUCGCAAAGACUUCACCUUUAUGCUUGAGGCAACAGUGUCUUGGCUCUGGGCACCUGUAUGGGGUGUAUUCAUCCCUUUGACACUUCUGGGUGUGGUUGUAUGGUCAUGUGUCAUGGACAGCCAACAUGUUGCUGUCAUUGAUGGACCUGCUUGGCGGAUUGCGGUUGUGUGGGGACUUCGUGCGCUGGUCCUGUUACCUGUUCCUAUCACUGCUAUUUAUGUUGUAAAAUCACAACUUGCUUAUGGCGUAAAAGAUAAAGUGGCAUCAUCUCUGCAGUCGUCACGAGAAUGGGGUGACUGGGGGCCUCAAGACCCCAUUGAACAUCAUAACUGGCGAAGAUGGAGAGAAGAUGAAACACGCCCCAUCACUUCCCUUAAACGACGCUUUGCCAACCGCCCUCUGACCUACACGCACUCAACCCUCAGCAGCGAGUCCUCGUCCACACUAACUCGCCUCAGAAAUAAGUAUCAGAGGAAUGGCACGGCAAGCGUUCUCUGACCUCAGUGAUCCAAAUAUUUCACUAAUAUAUAUUCACAUUUAUUUUAUUUUUAUCUUUCUCACAGUUUGUCUGUUGUUGAUAGCUAAUAGUUCCCUUUCUUUGUUAUUUUUUUAUACUAACCCUUACAUGUAUGUUGCCAGUAUGUGUUCUUUUCUUUUUGUUUUAUUUGCAUUGUAUUCUCAUGAUGAUUGUUUUGCUUUGUUGUUCCUUUUUUGUCAGAUUGUUUGUAUUUGUGUUUGAAUUUUAUUACUUUCUGAGUUGUCUUUUGAUGUGAAUAUGUUUGAGAUGAUUAGAGACUUCAGUACUUUGUGUUUGGAGUUUAGGCAUCAUUUUUUUUUUUUUUUUAUUUGGGGGGUCCUUGUUUUCUUCAAAUAGCUUUCUACAGUUUCCCUAUAAAAUAUGUAUCUUUGAUAAAUUAAUCAAACAAACAAACAAAAACAAAUCUUCAAUCAUUAUGUAGGCUAUGAGAAAAUGGUGUUCAGGUAGCAAAUUUGCUCCACAAAUCAAUGUUUGUACUGAUGUUUGGUUCACAUCAUGGAAUGGAUGUCAGUUCUAUGAUAAGGUUGUAAAAAGCACAAACACUAUAACUUUGCCAGUUUACAAAUCUUGUCAAAGCAUCAAUUUGUGUCUUAAGUCCCAAAAGAAAGGCCUCUGGCCAUUAAGUGAAUUUGUUGCUCUGCUAAAAAAACAUAUCUAGUAAUCUAGAGUAAUUACAUGCAUUUUUGUAUAUUUUUCCAAGAAAAAAAUAUUUCCAGUCUUCAAAAAAGUUUAUUAUUAAUAUUUUGGUUGUUUAGUGUGACAGUCAUGGUGAGAGCAUAAGGAACCAAAAGUAAUUUCAAUGUAAUGUGCUUCAUUUCAACUGUGUUCAAGAACUAAAUACCAGCUAAAAGAUAAAUGUUUUGCUUCAUGUCUGGUUAUUGCAAAUACAUGUAUGUCAUCAAUUCCAAGAAAAUAGAUAAAUUGUGAAAUAUAUGAUAUUAAUAUAAUUAUUUUCUUUUUUGGAUUGCUGAAAAUAUCUAUAUUUGCAUUAGGCAUUAAGUGAAAGACCAGAUUUUAUCUUUCUACUUAAAUAUCUAUAUCAUUUGAAUGAUAAGUAGAUAUGAUAUUUUCUCGUCUUUAAGUAUUUGCCUUUUCUACAAAAAAGGCUUUUCUGUGGUUUGGUGUGAUGAGAGAGGCCUGCAUCUAACUCUUAUUAACAUCAUAUUUAUAUGAUACAUAUGAAUAUAUGCAUGACCAAAAUUCAUCUCAGCUUUAAACUUAACAGGAGUAAUAUCCUCUAGAACUGUGAUUGAUUUCUCAGUGUUAGAAAAUUUCAGAUCUACAAAGAGUUACAUUAUUUAAACUGGCUUUAGUAUUGACCUUAAAUCAGAUUGCUAUUAAAAUUAAAAUCAUUCAGAAGGCAGCACUGUAAUUAGGCCUAUCAUAUCUGUAGAGUUUAUUGUAGUUGAUAGUAAGUGCUGCAUUAAAUUUGAUAUCUUUAAUGUAUGCCAGAACUUGUAUAAAACCUGCAAUGGUUAUCAAUCAUUGUCUAUUAUUAGACUUAUGAGUGAAGUCACUUUUCAAUUCUCAGAGGAAUAUUGACAUACUAAAUUCUAGAUCUAUUUCUUUCAUUUUUCCAUGCAGGACUUAAAGUGUUACUCAUCACUGACUCUUCACUGGGAAACAAAGAACCUAAAUCACUCUAGGAGAAUGAAUGCAUUGAACUGAAGUACUAAAGUGCCAGUUAAUAUCUCUUUAAGAUUUUACAUUUUCCUCCAAAUGGAAAGUAUAUUGUAUGUUUAUCAUAGGGCUGAUCUCCCCUGGAUAGGAAAACAAGUCUCAUGUAUUGCUGGUUGAUACAGAGGGACACCUGUCUGGCUUGCUUUUGCUUGCAGUGUUGUUGAUUUUUCCUUCUUCCUCAUAUUCAUUUUUGCCCAUUUGAGAGGAGGGUAUAGACUCUGUAUAUAAUAGGUUAUGUCAGCAUGUUCUGUUUGUAUCUGCUCUUGUAAAUAGUGGUAUGUGUAUAUAUGAAAUAAGGAUAUGAUGUCUGUUACAAAAUGUUACAUGGUCAUAAAGCUUUCACUGUUCAUACGUUGUAUUUCAAGUAACUUCCAUUUUUAUGUCAUGCAUGUCUUCCAGACUGCUCAGCACUUUCCUGUAAUAGUAAUAUAAUUCUGUUCACAUUUUAUAUUACUGAAACUGAUCGCACCACUCCACAUCCACACUGGCAGUGGUAUAUGAGUGUCAGUGCAGAAGGUACCAAGUGUGAAAUAAGAACUAGGAAGCAGACACUGCCUUUCACUUUUCAACAAGAGCUGGUGGGGGUGUGGAUGGGGAGUCUGAAAGGAAGAAGGAAAGGAGGAAAAAGCCAUAGCUGUAGUCUGUGCUGUGAGCUUCUUAAUAUUAAAAGAGAUAAUGUGCAACAACCAAGAUUUGUUUGAUAUUACAUUCUUGAGGUGCUUCACAGUUAAAGUAUUUUUACCUUAUAGUACUUUGACUAGGUAUUAUGUCAAAGGUGACUUUUGGAUGGAUACUGAUUUCAUAAAUGGAUAUUGUUUCUUUUUUGUCAUUAUUAUUAUUUCUUUCUUUAUUAUUAUUAUUUAAAUUUAGAAUAUUUUUUUCCCCUCAAUGUGAUUACUUCACACACAGCAUAACCCUUUGAAAGUGAUAAAAAAACACACCAACAUUUGUGAAGUUCAUUAAAUCAGAGUAGAAUUCUAUGUUGCACCCAACUAGAGAAGCAACAAGGCCAGAGGGAAGAUGCUAUGUUUGUCUUAUUUGUUGUUGCUAUUUUCUUUCUUCCUUAUUUCUCUUGUCUUUCUGUGUGUUGUGCUGUAAGCAUUGAUUAUACCCGAUUUCUUGACAGCAGCAGUAAUAUCAUAUUUUGUUUGCUUCUUUUUUCUUUGAUAUCAUAAUUUAUUGUCAUUAUUGCUGCUUUGAAUAUAGUGUCAUAGUUUUUCAGAUUUCUUUUCACAAAAUAUGCCUGUGAUAAAGAAUAUUCUCUAAUGAUCCCAGUGAUAACUCACAUGUAAAUACAAGCUCAAUACAUUUUAUACAGGGUUAUUGUGUUCAGAUGUGUGUAUUUUUUUUUCUUUUUGUUAUAUCUUGAGAGGGUUUUGUAAUGGAAUGUAAUUUACAAAGUGACUUUUUGCGUACGAUAUACUCUUAGCUGAUGUGGCAUUGAACCACAAAGAACUGAAAAAAUAUACCUUCAUUGCCAAACACAGUAGUAAUGAUAUGCACAAAAUUGCCAUAUACCACUGACUGAAUUUAAACAGUGGUAUCUGUCUACAGUUUACUGGAGAAAGGAAAAGACUGAAACUGUUAUUCUGUUUUAUGGGCAAUUUCCCUAGAAGCAAUUCACAAAAUGUUUGUGAAUUUGAUAUCUUUUAAUGAUGAGGGAAAUCUUAUGGAAAUGUGAAAUGUCAGAAUAGGCAUUAGUCAUGUUUACACUACUUAGGGCAGUCAUGUAAUUUAAGGAAUUGAUGUUUAUUUUCAUUUCAUUAUGUUAUAGAACUUAAAUUGGCCAGUAUGUUAUAUACAGGAAAUCCAAGUGGUAUUA